This is a messenger RNA of Echinostoma caproni, 1008 nucleotides long. Lineage: Eukaryota; Metazoa; Platyhelminthes; Trematoda; Plagiorchiida; Echinostomatidae. The record is from the annotation of a GenBank genome assembly.
AUGUCAGAAUUUUCCAGUCCAGCAAAAGAAUUCCCCCGGCUUUUCGGUCCGUUCGCAGCAGUAGAGGCAAAGCUGGAGACCGCGUCACCGUACAAAAGAAUCCCACCGCUCAUGGCUCCGGAAAAAUUCGUAUCUGGAAAAGACUCGAAGUCUCAGGCCUCAGAUACGACGUUAUGUUCGCAAGCUGCCGCCAUCAUACCGGGCAGAUGCGUACUGGGCUUCGAUCUCCCGGACGAUGUGGAUACUCUUCUGCUGACCCUGAGGCGGAAACUGGCCGGACCAAAAACAGCAUUAGAAUACCGGGAGGAGUUUUAUAUGCGACAGCAGCGACCAGAGGAAAGUUUGAUGGACUACAUGGGGUCCGUACGGCGCCUUGCUCGAUUGGCAUAUCCCAUGUAUACAGUCAAGGAUGCACACGUUCUGGAUCGAUUUCUUGCUGGGCUCCGAGAACCCAGAGCCAAAGACGAGUUACAACUACGGCCAUCAAAAGACCUUGCCGCCGCAGAAUCCAUUGCCGAGAUCCUAGACCGGAACGGACACUGUGAAAGACGAUCGCAAGGAGCUUUCGCUGCAGGCUUCAGAGGAGAAUGGAGAGCGCCACCCGGAGAAAAUGGGGAGAGGAAACAUCCAAUGUCGCCCGCUUGCUACACCUGUCGCCAACUCGGACACACCUCGCGAUUUUGCCGAGAUCAAGGAGGACCGAGUAAGUCCAUAUUGAACGUUGCUAAUGCCAAUAAUUUUACUAAUAUGAAUAUGGACGUGAGAUUACCGUUUGUGGAGGUAAAGGUGGAGAAAAAAGCAGUUAAUUGUUUGUUAGAUUCCGGAUCGGGACCGGACUGGACCAUUCCCUUGAUUGACGUGCUCAACCGAUUCCGGCUAGGAGCAGUUGCAGUGGCAGCCGAUAUACAAGAUAUGUUCCUCCAAAUCAAGAUGCCAGAGGAUCAGCGCGACGCCUUGCGAUUGCUAUGGUGGCCCGAUGAUGACUUGCAGAACCCGGCGGUAGACUAA